CGGGGCAGAGGCGGAGCCGCGUCAUGGCCGCUGGGCGCGUCCCGCCGGGCGCCCUAAACUUGAGGCAGUUCCUGAGGCGGCAGCAGGUCCUUCAGUUAUACCGCAAGAUCCUGCGGGCUAUCCGGGAGGUCCCUGCUGAACAGGAUCGUCGCUACUUAAAGGACUGGGCCAGGGAGGAAUUCAAGAGAAAUAAGGAUGCUACAGAAGAGGAUGCAAUCAGGAUGAUGAUUACUCAAGGCAACAUGCAACUGCAGGAACUUCAGAGAACACUUAAGUUGGCAAAAUCCUGAUACUGAUUUUGUUGACAGUUGGACUUUCAUCUGUUGCAAACAAGAAUAGUGUUUUUUUCCAGAAUGUGGUUAUAAUGGCAGCUUUUGCUGGCAACCUGGUAAAGUUUGCAGGGGGAAUCUACCACACUGGGGAUGUUGUUUGGAAGUCACUCAGACAUAAGGAACUGAAUGGAUGUUGUAGCAUGAGCUGUGGGAAAAGCAGAAAGCACCAAAAUUUACAACAGCAGUGUUACACCUGUGAAACAGAAAAUAAAUAUGAACCAGAUUUUUUUGUCUAUUUUUUACUGUGGCAACUGUAGGUGGUAACAUUCACAGUGCUAACAGCUCUCCAUGUACUGUGACAAGGAUUUUUACCAAAAUUUAUGAUUAAAAAAGCAUUUGGGAUAAAUAAAUGGGCCCAGAACAAAUAACUGUGACAGAACUUUGAAGAAA
This is a messenger RNA of Chiroxiphia lanceolata (lance-tailed manakin), 722 nucleotides long. It is a transcript of the gene LYRM2, whose product is annotated as LYR motif containing 2. Lineage: Eukaryota; Metazoa; Chordata; Aves; Passeriformes; Pipridae. The transcript has 3 exons. The record is from RefSeq and is a predicted model, not a curated record. The coding region runs from base 24 to 290 and encodes 88 amino acids. Gene Ontology annotation, cellular component: mitochondrion.